AUGGAUACGCACACGCGGUGGAAAAGGCGCAGUUGGAUACGGAGCUGCUCGGUGCCCGCUGCGCUGCUGCUCUUGGGUGCCCUGUCCCUCGGCCGGGCAGCUGAACCUGCAGACCUCUUGAAGGUGUUAGAUUUUCAUAAUUUACCUGAUGGUAUCACAAAAACCACGGGGUUUUGCACAAGCAGAAGAUCUUCAAAAGAAGCAGAUGUUGCUUACAGAGUAACAAAAGAUGCUCAGCUCAGUGCCCCAACAAAGCAGCUGUAUCCUGCUUCCCCCUUCCCAGAGGACUUCUCCAUUCUAACCACUGUAAAAGCGAAGAAAGGAGGUCAGUCCUUCUUGAUCUCAAUUUACAAUGAGCAAGGGAUCCAGCAAAUUGGUGUGGAGUUGGGUAGAUCUCCUGUAUUCCUGUAUGAAGACCAUACAGGAAAGCCAGGCCCAGAAGACUAUCCUCUCUUUAGAGGCAUUAACCUAGCAGAUGGCAAGUGGCACCGGGUGGCUCUGAGCGUGCAGAAGAAAAAUGUGACCUUGGUUCUGGACUGUAAGAAGAAAAUCACCAAGUUCCUGGACCGGAGCGAGCACCCCAUCAUCGACGUCAACGGCAUCAUCGUCUUUGGCACCAGGAUCUUGGAUGAGGAGGUCUUUGAGGGUGACAUCCAGCAGCUCCUGAUCGUGGCGGACCCGCGCGCAGCCCUGGAGUACUGCGAGCACUACAGCCCCGACUGUGACACCGCCAUCCCUGACUCCCCCCAGUCCCAGGACCCCAACCAGGAUGAAUACUACACGGACGGGGAGGGAGAAGGUGACACUUACUACUACGAGUACCCUUACUACGAGGACGUGGAUGAAGCUGUCAAACCAGAAACCCCCACCACCAAACCCAGCCCUCCUGAAGUGGCUGCUGGAGAGAAACCCGAAACCAAGCAGGAAUAUCCAGCUCCCACAGCACCCCCUGAGAGAGGGAACCCCGGGAAGCAGGCCAAGGAGGAUGGAGCAGUGGAUGAUCCCCUGGUUGAUGAGUACAACUACGAGACCAUCAACGAGGAGUAUUUUACUCCCAUGCCCUAUGAGGAUAUCAACUACAACGAGGAAAUCGAUCCCCAGGGUGGCCUCACUGAAAAUGCAGUGGAAGCUGAGCUCCCCACGAGCACUGUCGUCACCUAUAAUGACACUGAUGCUGCUCAAGGAGGGGAUGACCUGGACAAAGAUUUCACUGAGGAAACCAUAAAGGAAUAUGAUGGGAAUUAUUAUGACAGUUAUUACGACCGGACAGCCUCUCCUGACAUUGGCCCAGGCAUGCCAGCCAACCAGGACACCAUCUACGAAGGGAUUGGUGGCCCCCGGGGUGAGAAGGGGCAGAAGGGGGAACCUGCCAUCAUUGAGCCGGGAAUGCUGGUGGAAGGCCCCCCUGGUCCUGAAGGCCCAGCAGGCCUUCCAGGACCUCCAGGACCAACUGGACCCGUGGGCUUGAUGGGUGACCCAGGGGAGAGGGGCCCACCUGGACGCCCAGGUCUCCCAGGAGCUGAUGGAUUGCCAGGACCACCAGGGACAAUGCUUAUGCUGCCUUUCCGCUUCAGCGGCGGAGGCGACGCCGGCUCCAAGGGACCCAUGGUGUCAGCGCAGGAGGCCCAGGCCCAGGCCAUCCUGCAGCAGGCCAGGCUGGCACUGAGGGGACCAGCGGGACCCAUGGGGCUGACGGGGCGGCCGGGCCCGAUGGGACCCCCGGGCAGUGGAGGACUGAAGGGAGAAGCUGGAGAAAUGGGACCUCAGGGCCCACGAGGCAUCCAGGGUCCUCCCGGUCCUGCAGGGAAGCCAGGCCGCAGGGGACGAGCUGGCAGUGACGGCGCCCGGGGCAUGCCAGGCCAGACAGGACCAAAGGGUGACCGAGGCUUUGAUGGCUUGGCUGGUUUGCCUGGUGAGAAGGGAAACAGGGGUGAGCCAGGCCCCCACGGCCCCCCAGGAGCUCCUGGAGAGGAUGGGGAGAGGGGAGAUGAUGGAGAAGUUGGACCCAGAGGUCUCCCUGGAGAACCUGGACCCCGAGGAUUGCUGGGCCCCAAGGGACCCCCAGGACCCCCAGGGCCCCCGGGCGUGGCUGGCAUGGAUGGACAAACAGGUCCCAAAGGGAAUGUGGGCCCUCAGGGCGAGCCAGGGCCCCCAGGACAGCAGGGGAACCCCGGGGCUCAGGGUCUCCCAGGUCCGCAAGGCGCCAUCGGUCCCCCAGGAGAGAAAGGCCCUCUGGGCAAACCUGGUCUCCCUGGCAUGCCUGGUGCUGAUGGGCCCCCGGGUCACCCUGGCAAGGAAGGUCCUCCUGGAGAGAAGGGCAGUCAGGGUCCCCCAGGUCCUCAGGGCCCCAUUGGUUAUCCAGGACCCCGUGGAGUCAAGGGAGCAGAUGGAGUUCGUGGGCUGAAAGGCACCAAGGGGGAAAAGGGUGAAGAUGGUUUCCCUGGCUUCAAAGGUGACAUGGGCAUCAAAGGAGACCGGGGGGAAAUUGGCCCCCCUGGCCCUCGGGGUGAGGACGGGCCCGAAGGUCCCAAAGGUCGCUCUGGCCCCAAUGGAGAUCCAGGUCCUCUUGGUCCUGCUGGAGAGAAGGGAAAACUCGGCGUGCCAGGAUUGCCUGGGUAUCCAGGCAGGCAGGGCCCCAAGGGCUCCAUCGGCUUCCCAGGAUUCCCAGGAGCCAACGGAGAGAAGGGUACAAGGGGCACUCCUGGCAAACCAGGUCCAAGGGGGCAGCGUGGUCCCACGGGUCCACGUGGGGAAAGAGGCCCCAGGGGAAGCACUGGAAAGCCUGGCCCAAAGGGCAACUCUGGUGGUGAUGGCCCCCCUGGUCCUCCUGGAGAAAGGGGACCACCAGGGCCUCAAGGACCGACUGGAUUUCCUGGACCAAAAGGGCCCCCUGGUCCUCCUGGGAAGGAUGGAUUGCCUGGGCACCCUGGACAGAGAGGAGAAACUGGUUUCCAAGGCAAGACCGGCCCUCCAGGCCCCCCUGGUGUCGUAGGGCCUCAGGGUCCAACUGGUGAGACUGGGCCCAUGGGUGAGCGAGGCCACCCGGGCCCUCCAGGCCCCCCAGGUGAACAAGGCCUCCCUGGCCUCACUGGAAAAGAAGGGACCAAGGGGGAUCCUGGCCCUGCUGGCCUCCCAGGGAAGGAUGGUCCUCCUGGACUGAGAGGGUUCCCUGGAGAACGAGGCCUCCCUGGCCCCAUUGGUUCUCCAGGACUGAAAGGCAAUGAAGGUCCCCCAGGCCCUCCAGGCCCAGCCGGCUCUCCUGGGGAACGUGGCCCUGCAGGAUCAGCUGGCCCUAUAGGAUUGCCAGGCAGACCUGGCCCUCAGGGACCUCCAGGACCUGCAGGUGAAAAGGGAGCUCCAGGGGAGAAGGGUCCCCAAGGACCGGCUGGCCGGGAUGGCAUCCAGGGCCCCGUGGGACUGCCGGGACCAGCAGGUCCUGUUGGACCUCCAGGAGAGGAUGGAGACAAGGGUGAGAUCGGGGAGCCUGGGCAGAAGGGCAGCAAAGGUGACAAGGGGGAGCAGGGUCCCCCAGGCCCCACUGGUCCCCAGGGUCCAAUUGGUCAGCCUGGCCCAGCUGGAGCUGAUGGAGAGCCUGGGCCCCGAGGACAGCAAGGCCUCUUUGGUCAGAAAGGUGAUGAAGGACCCCGAGGGUUCCCUGGUCCCCCUGGCCCUGUGGGCUUGCAGGGCCUGCCUGGACCGCCUGGGGAGAAGGGAGAAACGGGUGACGUUGGCCAGAUGGGCCCACCAGGCCCACCAGGACCCAGAGGUCCAUCUGGGCCACCAGGAGCAGACGGUCCACAGGGUCCUCCUGGAGGAAUAGGAAACCCUGGUGCAGUAGGAGAGAAGGGUGAACCUGGGGAAUCUGGUGAGCCUGGUCUCCCUGGAGAGGUUGGCCUGCCGGGCCCUAAAGGUGAAAGAGGUGAAAAGGGGGAAGCAGGUCCCUCUGGUGCUGCUGGUCCACCUGGCCCCAAAGGCCCACCAGGUGAUGAUGGCCCCAAAGGCAGCCCUGGUCCAGUUGGUUUCCCUGGUGACCCUGGUCCUCCUGGAGAGCCUGGUCCAGCUGGUCAAGACGGUCCUCCUGGUGACAAAGGUGAUGAUGGUGAACCUGGACAGACUGGUUCCCCUGGGCCCACAGGAGAGCCAGGCCCCUCUGGACCCCCUGGAAAAAGGGGCCCUCCUGGUCCAGCUGGUCCUGAAGGAAGGCAAGGAGAGAAAGGAGCCAAGGGGGAAGCUGGUUUGGAAGGACCUCCUGGGAAGACUGGACCCAUUGGUCCCCAAGGUGCUCCAGGGAAGCCUGGUCCUGAUGGCCUCCGUGGGAUCCCCGGUCCAGUUGGUGAACAAGGUCUCCCGGGAUCCCCUGGCCCAGAUGGUCCUCCAGGCCCAAUGGGCCCUCCGGGUUUGCCUGGUCUGAAAGGAGACUCUGGUCCUAAAGGAGAGAAGGGUCACCCAGGUUUAAUUGGUCUCAUUGGGCCACCAGGAGAGCAGGGAGAAAAGGGUGACAGAGGCCUCCCAGGGCCCCAGGGCUCAGCAGGACCCAAGGGAGAGCAGGGUAUCACAGGUCCCUCUGGACCCAUUGGACCUCCAGGGCCCCCAGGAUUACCGGGUCCACCUGGUCCCAAGGGUGCUAAAGGCUCAUCAGGUCCCACAGGUCCCAAGGGUGAAUCAGGUCUUCCUGGGCCCCCAGGGCCUCCUGGUCCUCCUGGAGAAGUCAUCCAGCCCCUGCCCAUCCAGGCUGCCAAGAGGACCAGGAGGAACAUUGAUGCCAGCCAGCUGCUGGACGAUGGCAAUGCUGACAACUACAUGGACUAUGCUGAUGGCAUGGAGGAGAUUUUUGGCUCCCUGAACUCCUUGAAACUGGAAAUUGAGCAGAUGAAGCAUCCCCUGGGCACUCAGCACAACCCAGCACGCACCUGCAAGGACCUGCAGCUCUGCCACCCUGAUUUCCCAGAUGGUGAAUACUGGGUUGAUCCCAACCAAGGGUGCUCCAGGGACUCUUUCAAAGUUUACUGUAAUUUCACAGCUGGUGGAGAGACCUGCAUCUUCCCUGAUAAGAAAUCUGAAGGAGCUAGAAUUACUUCCUGGCCCAAGGAAAACCCAGGCUCGUGGUUCAGUGAAUUCAAGCGCGGUAAACUGCUCUCCUACGUGGACUCGGACGGGAACCCCAUCGGGGUGGUGCAGAUGACCUUCCUGCGUCUGCUGAGCGCCUCGGCCCGCCAGAACAUCACCUACAACUGCUACCAGUCGGUGGCCUGGCACGAUGCCACCACCAACAGCUACGACAAGGCCAUCCGCUUCCUGGGCUCCAACGACGAGGAGAUGUCCUACGACAACAACCCCUACAUCCGGCCUGCCCUCGACGGCUGCGCGGCAAGGAAGGGCUACCAGAAAACCAUCCUGGAGAUCAACACGCCCAAAGUGGAGCAGGUCCCCAUAGUCGACAUCAUGUUCAAUGACUUCGGAGAAGCGGCACAGAAAUUUGGAUUCGAGGUGGGACCAGCUUGCUUCCUGGGCUAAAAGAGCCACCUGAACCUAGUCUCCAAAUGAGCAACCUCGUAACCUCAUUGCGCCAUUUAAUUAAAAACAAAAAAAGAGAAAAAAGAAAAAAAAACGGAGAAAAAAAAAGAAUUCCUCGUCACGUGCACGGUCUGAAACUGGACAGCGAUGGGUUAUUAUUUUUUUUUCCCCUCCUCCCCCCCUAUUUUGUUGUGUCCCUGGUUUUGCCCCAGCCCCUCUGUGCCCCCCUCAGCCAUUCCCAGGAUGGAUAUGGAAUCUCAUGACCGACAGCCACACACGGAGACCUGGCCCUGUCCCUGCUGCCACCGAGCUGAGCCCACCUCCAGCAAACUCCUCCUGCUUCCUCCUCCU
Molecule: messenger RNA, 5865 nt
Organism: Agelaius phoeniceus (red-winged blackbird)
Lineage: Eukaryota; Metazoa; Chordata; Aves; Passeriformes; Icteridae
Gene: COL5A1
Product: collagen type V alpha 1 chain
Biological process (GO): extracellular matrix organization
Molecular function (GO): extracellular matrix structural constituent conferring tensile strength
Source: RefSeq, a predicted model, not a curated record